GCUGGGCUUCCGGUUCAUUUUCCGUCAAACAAUUCCGCAUUUCGCCAACGUUCCGCCAACAGUGAAAAUCCGCCACCGCCGUGCUACCGGAUUUUUCCUUCCAACCCUCGCGUCUUGGACCUUAACACAGGUCGAAGUCGGUAGGAUGACGUGACUGGACAUUGCACGUCCAUUGAAUGCUAAAUUAUGCCUUCAAGUGACUCACAAUCUGCCGGUCGAUCCCGGGUGGACAGGUCCACGAGUCCUCUGCCCCAGAAAGCGACCAACCCCGUGCAGGAGUUGAAGAACCUCUUCUCGGAGCCGCCUCUAAAGCUGACCAAUGUCGACAAGGAGCAGGACUUCCGGUUCGAGGCCAUCCAAUGUCUCCAGUCCGCCGUCCACAGGGAACCGGAAGUCCUCCCCGACCGGGGCUCCUGGAGCAGCAAGGUGGAGUUCAUCCUGUCGGUCGUGGGGCUGGCCAUAGGGCUGGGGAACCUAUGGCGCUUUCCGUACCUCUGCUACAAGAAUGGGGGAGGUGCUUUCAUGGUCCCUUACUUCAUAGCCCUGGCCCUAGCAGGGGUGCCGAUGUUCUUCAUGGAGCUCGCCCUGGGCCAGAUGAUGACGAUCGGCGGCCUGGGAGUCUUCCAAAUAGCGCCGAUAUUUAAAGGAAUUGGAUAUGCCACGUGCGUACUAUCGUGUUGGACAAACGUGUAUUACAUUAUCAUUCUGGCAUGGGCGCUAUUCUACUUCUUAGUUUCUCUGCGCGCCGACGUGCCCUGGAGGUCGUGCGACAAUCCUUGGAACACGAAGUACUGCAUCGCCGCAGCGGAACGUCUGAAUGCGGUUUGCUGGAACGAAACAGGCGUUACAACGUGUGCGACUUCCGUCGGUAACCUUAGCCACACGCUUCUCAAGGAUCCGGUAAAAGAGUUUUGGGAGAGGCGUACCCUGCAGAUCUCAGGAGGCAUCGAGGAGGUCGGCGGAAUACGAUGGGAACUGGCCGGAACACUCGCCAUUGUCUGGAUAAUGUGUUACUUCUGCAUAUGGAAGGGCGUUAAGUGGACUGGAAAAGUCGUCUACUUCACGUCGUUGUUCCCGUACGCUUUGCUAGCUCUUUUACUAGUAAGGGGUCUAACGCUUCCAGGAGCCAUGGAAGGUUUGAGGUACUACGCUACACCUAACUUAUCCAAGCUCGGAGAUCCAGAGGUGUGGAUAGACGCCGUGACGCAGAUUUUCUUCUCUUACGCCCUGGGCCUCGGCGCACUCGUCGCCUUGGGCAGUUACAACAAGUUCAACAACAACGUUUACAAGGACGCGCUCAUUGUCUGCACCAUCAAUUCUUGCACGAGUAUGCUCAGCGGUGUGGUGAUCUUCUCAGUAGUUGGUUUCAUGGCCCAUGAGCAGCAAAAACCAGUGGCUGACGUAGCUGCUUCUGGUCCGGGACUAGCCUUCCUGGUUUAUCCCUCCGCAGUGCUGCAGCUUCCUGGAGCAUCGAUCUGGUCAUGCUUAUUUUUCUUCAUGCUUAUCCUUAUCGGAUUGGACAGUCAGUUUUGCACCGUGGAAGGCUUCAUAACUGCUGCGGUGGAUGAGUGGCCUCGACUUCUUAGGAAGCGAAAGGAGAUUUUCAUUGCCAUUGUCUGCCUUAUCUCUUACCUUGUUGGACUCACCUGCGUUACAGAAGGUGGAAUGUACGUUUUCCAACUUUUGGAUACUUAUGCCGUCAGUGGAUUUUGCUUGCUAUUCUUGAUGUUCUUUGAGUGCAUCGCAGUCUCCUGGGCGUUUGGUGUAAAUCGCUUUUAUGAUGGUAUCAAGGAGAUGAUAGGAUACUAUCCUUGCUUUUGGUGGAAAAUUUGUUGGAUGUUCACUACACCGGCAAUUUGCAUCGGUGUCUUCACAUUUAACAUUAUUAAAUUUGUUCCUGUUAAAUACUUGUCAUAUGAAUUCCCAUGGUGGAGUCAUGUACUUGGCUGUUUCGCUGGACUCUCAUCGAUGAUGUGCAUCCCAGGUUAUAUGAUAUAUGCCUGGUGUGUAACACCUGGAACUACUUCCGAGAAAUUUAGAAAACUAGUGAGAAUAAAAGACGACAUCGCCACACUGAGAAGAAAGUUGGCUGCAUCUAAAACCACUGUUUCCACGGCACAGUGUGAACUAUAAAACGGUUGUGUAACUGUGGUUUAAUACAAGC
Messenger RNA from Orussus abietinus, 2164 nucleotides. RefSeq names its product sodium- and chloride-dependent GABA transporter 1 (gene Gat-1B). Lineage: Eukaryota; Metazoa; Arthropoda; Insecta; Hymenoptera; Orussidae. Gene Ontology annotation, cellular component: membrane. Bases 187 to 2133 code for a protein of 648 amino acids. The record is from RefSeq and is a predicted model, not a curated record. The transcript is spliced from 14 exons. Gene Ontology annotation, biological process: sodium ion transmembrane transport.